AAAAAAUCCAUUUUCCCGUCCUGCCUAACUUCCAAAAUACGCCUCCAGCCUUAUCCCCAGUUCCCCACAUAUAUAACCCUAGCCCCCAUUUCUCCAUCCCAAAGCGCGCCUUAAACCUGUUCGACGAAAUUCCCGUGAGAGAGUUCAAAAACCCAGGGGGAGACUAGAGAGUGGAGAAGAGAAAAAGAUGUAUGUCGUGAAGAGAGACGGGAGGCAGGAGGCCGUCCACUUCGACAAGAUCACCGCCAGGCUGAAGAAGCUCAGCUAUGGCCUCAGCAUCGACCACUGCGACCCUGUCCUGGUUGCGCAGAAGGUGUGCGCGGGUGUUUACAAGGGCGUCACCACCAGCCAGCUUGACGAGCUGGCCGCCGAGACUGCCGCCGCCAUGACUGCUAACCAUCCUGAUUACGCCUCCUUGGCUGCGAGGAUUGCGGUGUCGAAUUUGCAUAAGAACACGAUGAAGUCGUUCUCGGAGACUGUGAAAGUGAUGUACCAUCAUUUCAAUGAGAGAUCUGGGUUGAAGGCUCCUUUGAUUGCUGAUGAUAUUUACGAGAUCAUUAUGCAGAAUGCAGCUCGAUUGGACAGUGAGAUAAUCUAUGACAGGGACUUUGACUACGAUUACUUUGGAUUCAAGACUCUAGAGAGGUCAUACCUGUUGAAGGUCCAGGGGAAGGUUGUAGAAAGACCUCAACACAUGCUGAUGAGGGUUUCUGUAGGCAUUCACAAAGAUGAUAUUGAUGCAGCUCUUAAAACGUACCACUUAAUGUCACAACGAUGGUUUACUCAUGCUUCUCCAACACUAUUCAAUGCUGGAACUCCAAGGCCUCAAUUGAGCAGCUGUUUCUUAAUAUGCAUGAAAGAUGAUAGCAUUGAGGGAAUUUAUGAAACCUUGAAGGAGUGUGCUGUUAUCAGCAAAUCUGCUGGGGGCAUUGGUGUUUCUGUUCAUAAUAUCCGUGCUACUGGUAGCUAUAUUCGUGGGACGAAUGGGACAUCCAAUGGCAUUGUACCAAUGCUAAGAGUGUUCAAUGACACUGCACGAUAUGUUGAUCAAGGAGGGGGCAAGAGGAAAGGAGCUUUUGCUGUGUACCUGGAGCCAUGGCAUGCUGACAUAUUUGAUUUUCUGGAUCUCAGGAAAAAUCAUGGAAAGGAGGAGAACCGUGCAAGGGAUCUGUUCUAUGCACUUUGGGUGCCCGAUCUCUUUAUGCAAAGAGUCCAAUCAGAUGGGACAUGGUCUUUGUUUUGUCCAAGUGAAGCACCUGGUUUGGCUGACUGUUGGGGUGAAGAGUUUGAGCGGUUGUACACCAAGUAUGAAAGAGAUGGAAAGGCUAAGAAGGUUGUUCAAGCACAGAGUUUGUGGUUUGAAAUACUAAAAUCUCAGAUUGAAACGGGAACCCCUUACAUGCUCUUUAAGGAUACUUGCAACAGAAAGAGCAACCAGCAGAAUCUGGGGACAAUAAAAUCAUCCAAUUUGUGCACUGAGAUCAUAGAGUAUACAAGUCCAACUGAAACUGCUGUGUGCAAUUUGGCAUCAAUUGCACUUCCACGAUUCGUUAGAGAGAAGGGAGUACCAAUGGAAUCUCAUCCAUCUAAGAUUGUGGGAAGCAGAGGCUCCAUGAGCAGAUAUUUUGAUUUUGACAAAUUAGCUGAGGUUACCCAAGUUGUGACUUACAAUCUCAACAAAAUCAUUGAUGUGAACUACUACCCUGUUGAGACUGCAAGGAGGUCAAAUAUGAGGCAUAGGCCCAUUGGAAUUGGAGUUCAAGGCCUUGCAGAUACCUUUAUUUUGCUAGGCAUGUCAUUUGACUCCCCAGAGGCUCAACAGUUGAACAAGGAUAUAUUUGAGACAAUCUAUUACCAUUCCCUGAAAGCUUCAAGUGAGAUUGCUGCAGUAGAAGGUCCUUAUGAGACAUAUCCAGGAAGUCCUGUCAGUAAGGGAACUUUGCAGCCAGACAUGUGGGGCGUGACUCCCUCAGCUCUAUGGAACUGGGACAUUCUAAGGGACAUGAUAUCAAAGAAUGGAGUCAGGAAUUCACUUCUUGUAGCACCAAUGCCUACUGCCUCAACCAGCCAGAUUCUCGGAAACAAUGAGUGCUUCGAACCCUAUACUUCCAACAUCUACAGUCGCAGGGUUCUGAGUGGUGAAUUUGUCGUAGUCAACAAACAUCUUCUCCACGACCUGACCGAGAUGGGUCUCUGGAAUCCAGCCCUCAAGAACAAAAUAAUCUAUGAAAAUGGUUCCGUCCAGAAUCUGCCUGAAAUCCCUCAUGACCUCAAGCUUAUAUACAAGACUGUCUGGGAGAUCAAGCAGAGGACGCUUGUCGACAUGGCAGCUGAUCGCGGUUGCUACAUCGACCAGAGCCAAAGCCUUAACAUCCACAUGGACCAACCCAAUUUCGGGAAGCUCACUUCCUUGCACUUCCAUACAUGGACCAAGGGUCUCAAGACGGGAAUGUACUAUCUGAGAUCGCGUGCAGCAGCUGAUGCCAUCAAGUUCACCGUCGACACUACUGAUCUUAAGGACAAGAAGCUGAAAGUUGAGGAGGUUGAAGACGAUGGCACCAAGAUGGCGCAGAUGGUCUCGCUAGCUCUCCCGGCGGCGGCCGUCGCCGUAUCAACCCCAACGCCGGCCCAAGCUCUUCCAGAACAAACGUCUCUAAUCUCCGACAAGCCCGGCGGCGGCGGCGGCGGCGGCUUCAAGAAUAAACGUUCCUAUGGUGCCGGUGGUUUUAAAGCACCACAAGAUCCCUACAUCUUGUUUCCUGAAGUUAAAUUGCCUGAUCCGAAAAAUGUGAAGGAGGAGAAGAACUUGGUUAUUGUGAAUGCAAAGUUCCAAGCUUUCUGGAAAGCUUCUUGUUACUACCUAGAAGAAGCUACGGAUGCUGGUCCAAAGAAGAGUUGGAGCUUGGAAGUAGAGAGAUUCGCUGACAGGGGGAAGCCGAAGGUCACAUCGAAGCGUAGCUCGCUCGAUGAGUUUCUGCAGUUUGGAUCUGAUUAUUUCCCCAAGGAACUUGUUGGAGCUAUGGAUGCCCUUGAGACUCUCGAGGACAAAGAGGCGAAAAAGAAAGCCGUGGGUGGCCAGGAGAAAGAAGGUGAAGAAGAGGAAGAGGAAGAAGAAGUGGAAACAUUCGAGGAGGAAGAUUUCAGCGACGAUGACUAUAAUCAGAAUGAGUACUUCGACGACGAUGAAGAUGAUUUCAACGUCGAUGCUGGUGACGAUGCACGACCGCCUCUUUCAGUCGCGCCGCAAGUCAGCCGCCUGGCUUCUCUUCUCAUUCUUACUCUCGCCGUUACACAGCCGCCGUUAGCUGUCUGCCCGCGCCGCCUCAGUCCGUCACAAUCCUCUGGGGGAGCUGAAAGGAGGAGGAGUGAGAAGAGGGGAGCAAUGGAGCUUGCAUUCGUAAAUCCUUCCUCCGCUACAUUAUUCGCCGCUAACAAUGCUUUACCAAGCUUGUUUAAGCGUAGUUCCAUCAAGGUUCUCAGUGUCCGCUGCUCCUCUAGCUCAACCGCUGGAGCAGCUGCAGGUGGUGUUGUGGAAAGGCCUUGGAAGACUUCAGAUGCUAGGCUUGUGCUUGAAGAUGGUUCAGUGUGGAAGGCCAAGUCCUUUGGUGCCACUGGAACCCAAGUUGGGGAAGUCGUAUUCAACACCUCCUUGACAGGGUAUCAGGAAAUCCUAACAGACCCUAGUUAUGCCGGUCAAUUUGUGCUGAUGACGAACCCCCAUAUUGGCAACACUGGUGUAAACCUUGAUGACGAAGAAUCGAUGCAAUGUUUCCUUGCUGGCUUGGUAAUCAAGAGCUUAAGCAUAAGCACCUCAAACUGGAGAUGCACCAAAACUCUUGAGGAUUAUUUAACAGAGAGGAACAUCAUGGGAAUAUAUGAUGUGGACACUCGUGCAAUUACUCGGAGAUUGAGGCAGGAUGGAAGUCUUAUUGGCGUGCUCAGCACAGAAGAAGUGAAGAGUGAUGAAGAACUGCUUGAGAUGUCCCGCUCAUGGGAUAUCGUAGGUGUUGAUCUAAUAAGUGGUGUCUCGUGCACUGAGCCUUAUGAAUGGGUUGAUAGAACAAAGCCAGAUUGGGAUUUUAAUAAUGAAGGAAGAGGAGAGGUCUUCCAUGUGUUCCAUGAAUUCAAGGUUGUUGCUUAUGAUUUCGGGAUCAAGCAUAACAUACUGAGACGUUUGGCAUCAUAUGGCUGCAAAAUCACCGUAGUCCCUUCAAACUGGCCAGCUUCAGAAACUGUAAAGAUGAACCCAGAUGGAGUUCUUUUCAGCAAUGGCCCAGGAGACCCAUCUGCAGUUCCCUAUGCCGUUGAAACAGUCAAGAACAUAGUGGGUAAAGCUCCAGUUUUCGGAAUUUGCAUGGGUCACCAGUUGCUUGGACAGGCAUUAGGUGGCAAGACCUUCAAAAUGAAGUUUGGCCACCACGGAGGAAAUCAUCCGGUUAGGAAUAUUCGAGCUAACCGUGUCGAGAUUAGUGCUCAGAAUCAUAACUACGCUGUCGACCCAACAUCACUCCCAGAAGGCGUAGAAGUGACUCAUGUCAAUCUUAACGAUGGCAGUUGUGCUGGGCUUGCUUUCCCUGCAUUGAAAGUGAUGUCUCUUCAAUAUCAUCCCGAGGCGUCUCCAGGCCCUCAUGACUCAGAUUCUGACAUGAUUGCUCGCCGCAUUGAAAAGAAACCAGCUAUUCUGUACUACAAUCUACAACGAACAACGAAUCCGUACCACAGACGAUCUGUUGCGAUUCAAAUAUCAUUGUCGCCAUCAAGAACCAACGAAAGAAAGAAAUCAACCAUACUGCGUGCCUUGCCAACACGAUUCGAGUAA
Molecule: messenger RNA, 4819 nt
Organism: Linum tenue
Lineage: Eukaryota; Viridiplantae; Streptophyta; Magnoliopsida; Malpighiales; Linaceae
Source: the annotation of a GenBank genome assembly